CAGUUCAAGAUGGCUGCUCCAGCGUCGAUGCGAGAUGCUCUGAGACGAGGCUGGGCUCCUUUCAUGAAAUAUGCAUUUGAUAAAGAGCCUAUUAUUGUCAUAUCGCUUGCUCUUGGAGCCAUUGCGCCUGUUUUAGUGUUUGCUAGUCCGUUCCGGAAGUCUGCAGAAGCUAGAAAUGAGAGAUUUCCAUGGGACUAUCCAGUGCCAAAGAGAUACGUGGAAGGUGUAACUGGACCACCAUCAUCUAUAUAGUAUUCAUCAAGUUUUGUAGAUAUAUUUCAAAAUACAGUGUGCGCAUGUACCUUUAUGACAAUGAGUUGUUGUAGUCGAGUGUGAUAUCAAUUAAAUUGUGGUGUUUAUACUUGUGGCGUCUUUAAUUAGUACAACUAAUCACAUGGGAGUGAACAUUUAGCUUCUUAUAGGCUGAUGUUUUUGCUGAGAUUAAAGUAAUACUUUUGCCACGCAUAGAUGUUUUCAUCAUGGAUAGAUAUUGCUGGAUUUCAUAGAAACUGAAUAUUCUUGUACUUGCUGUAUGCAGUGGGGGACAUUUACACCCCAGUCAAAUUAAAAAGUCUAAAAAUUAUAA
Molecule: messenger RNA, 586 nt
Organism: Saccoglossus kowalevskii
Lineage: Eukaryota; Metazoa; Hemichordata; Enteropneusta; Harrimaniidae
Product: NADH dehydrogenase [ubiquinone] 1 alpha subcomplex subunit 3-like
Cellular component (GO): respiratory chain complex I; mitochondrial inner membrane
Source: RefSeq, a predicted model, not a curated record